Cygnus olor (mute swan) is the source of this 5075-nucleotide messenger RNA. It is a transcript of the gene PLEKHM1, whose product is annotated as pleckstrin homology and RUN domain containing M1. Lineage: Eukaryota; Metazoa; Chordata; Aves; Anseriformes; Anatidae. The record is from RefSeq and is a predicted model, not a curated record. The transcript is spliced from 12 exons. Bases 1293 to 4379 code for a protein of 1028 amino acids.
UGCGCUUUGAGACCAAAACCGGCGGUGGCUUUCCGAGGGCGCCGUGAGCAUGUCGGGCAAGAUCCGCCACCACGGCGUGUUUGUUGUGCUCGCUGCUCGGGGAGGUGCAGCCCCAGCAGAUCGCUGGGUGAAUUCAUGGCACUGGGAUGAACUGGUUGGACUGGUCGUGGUGUGCGUCCUCAGCCUCCUGCCUCCCAGGGAGGCUGGAGGAGCUGGGGCUGGAGGAGCUGAGGCCAGCAAGGGAGCGGAGGUUUUGGGGACAGCUCUUGCUGGGGUCCAUCCUGUGCUUAGCAAGUCUGGAAGAGUUUGCAAAAUCAUCCCUCGCCGUGACAGCUGGGGACACCGAGGUGGCUGGGGCAGCCCCAGAGCCGCAAUGCCAGCACUGGCUCUGCAGGAGCCACUCAGGUGCAGCAGCAGACGUGCCACCCCGUGCCCGCAGCCUUGUGUCUGUCCCCCGAGCAGUGCUGAACCUCGAGGCGGCGGCGGGCGAGCUGCGGGACCCGUUAGCAGGGAGGCAGGAGGUAAAGGGGCAGAGUCUGACACUGGCUGAGCCUCCACGGCACAGGGCAGGGAUGGGGGCGGCUCCCCGUGGUCUUCACCCACAGCUGCUGUCACCUCGGCGCCCUCCCCGCACCCGCUGCCCCCUGCCGAAACGCCGGGCAGCAGCUCGGAGCCAGAGGUGACCAUUCCCGUAAUCACUGCGCUCCCGCCUGCCUGUGUCGCAAUCCAGGGAGAGGAAAUCUUAUGACAAGCAGUGGCAAAAACAGUUUCCUUUUCUAUAAAACUCUGCUGAACUCCGGCCACGCUGGGAAUGGAGCUGGGGUUGCUCACCAAAGAGCUCCUGACCUGCCUGGGGCUGCGCCAAGCCGGACCAACCGCCCGCACUAUCCGAGACUUGGGAUGCUCGGGCUUUGGGAUUCACAGGAUUUGGGCCACCUUUGCCUUCACAACUGGCCUUCGCGGUGGAAGUGCAUGGGCAUACCCAAACCCUGCUGUCCACUGCUGGCUCUGUCCUCUGCUUCAAUGGCAAAGCCACAGCGAGUGCUCCCAGCUCGAGGGAAUGCGUUUCCAACCCCCUUGAGUCUUUGGGAAGCUUCGCAGCAGCUGCUGCUGGAGCUGCUCUCAAGCUCCUUUAAGCACCAGAGCGCGUUGUGUUGGAGCUGGGAUGCAGCCACGCGCCAGCAGCCGCGCGCCUUUGCUCCCAGAGCCUCCAGGUACACGCCGGUGUCGACAGACGGCUCCCAAGAGCUGGGUGACAUGUGAACGCAGUGCCGGGAGCAGCAGCAGCUGAGAUGCAUUCGAGCCACGCCGAUGACCCCAAGGAAGUCAUACAGCUGAUCAAGAAGCAGCUGGUGAGCGCGAUCAAGGCGCUGCAGAAGCAGUACGUCUCUUCGGAUGCCGUCGUGACCAGCGACGAUGGGAACGCCAACACCCUCUGCAGUGCCCUGGAGGCCGUCUUUGUGCACGGGCUGAAGGCGAAGCACAUAAAGACAGAGACGGGGGGGAAAGGGAAGAAAGCAGGCGGCCGCCUGCCGCUUCCCCAGCCCGUCUUCUGGGGCCUGCUGAAGAGCAUCACGCACCGGAACAUUGUCUCAGAGCUGGAACAACUCAUUUUUAUCAACACGGAUGUCGGCCGCUGCCGGGCCUGGCUGAGGCUGGCUUUGAACGAUGGCCUCGUGGAGUGCUACUUGAAGCUGCUGCUGCGGGAGAGGCCGCGGCUGCCCGAGUACUACCAGUCCACGGCUCUGCUUUUGGACGCUGAGGAGUGCGAGUUCCUCCUUAGCUACCUGCAGGGCUUAACAUCCUUAACCUUUCAGCUGUCUUAUAAAUCGGCGGUGUUGAAUGAGUGGACUGUCACCCCUCUCUCCCUGUCCGGGCUGUGUCCUGUUUCGGAGCUGCUGGAGCCCCUGACGUCCUCGACAUCCGAGCCCCGGAGAAAAGCGUCGCUGGGUUCCAUCUCCCAGUCUUCGGGAUCGGACGAGAUUGAAAUUCAGCCCUCCGUCCUGCCCAUCAGCAAAGCCGGCGUCAAAACCAAGCUGACAUCGUCCUCGCUGAGCCUCAACACGACGGGCUCGUCCCAGCUGUCCUCCAGCCUCGGCUCCGACAGCGCCCUCCAGCCUCACUGCGCCCAGAGCCCCGAGCGGAGCGAGGAGCCGCUCUCCUGCGACUCCGACCUGGGCACGGCCACUGCCGAGGACCUGGACAAGUCACUACAAGAGGUGCUGUCCGAGUUCAGCAAAGCCAAGCCGAGCCACGACGCCCCACCAGACCAGCUCAUCCCCGCCGUGCUGGGGUGCUCCCCGCCGCAGCCCGGCUGCCCCCCAGCACCCCCGGCGCCCUCCGAGGAUGCUCGCCCGCCGCCGCCUCCCACCAGGCACAGGGGCAACGUCCGCACUCUCCCCCGGGGUGAUGCUGGCAUCCCAGCCCCGCGUCCCGGCGGCACCGAUGGAGCGGAGGAAGGCGGCUGCGGUGCGCUCAGCAGCAGCGAGGGCGGCCACGCGGUGCGCAGCCCCGCAGCCGAGUACCUCCUUUCUCCGCUGUCGGUUUGCCCGAAAAGAAAGAGUUGGAUCUCGGAAGAUGAUUUCUACAGGCCUUCUGCAGGAGAGAGUGGCAAAAGCCUGGCUGACAUCAACGGCUUCGUGCCAGACGGUGCUGGGGAGGGCCCGGCCCCGGGGCUGAUCAGUGCUCUCGACUUGGAAAGGCUGUCGGUGCCUUCCUCGCGGGGCGGGAAGCCCAAGCUGUCGCCCGAGCGGGAACAAAAGGGCUUCAGCGUCGUGCAUCGCCGGCAGAUGGGUCUUUCCAACCCCUUCCGAGGACUCCUGAAGCUCGGCACCCUGGAGCGGAGAGGAGCCAUGGGCAUCUGGAAGGAGUUUUCCUGCGAGCUGUCGCCACUGGAGCUCCGGCUCUUCCUGGACCACGAGGACCGCAUCUGCGUUGAGAGCUACUCACUGCUGCGGUGCGAGUCGCUGGCGCUGACGCACUCGGACGGACGCUUCGAGCUGGUUUUCCUGGGGAAAAAGCUGUACCUACGAGCUCCUUCUCGAGACGAGGCCGAGGACUGGCUGGACAGGAUCCGGGAGGCGCUGCAGAAGUGCCGGCCUCAGCUGGAGGAGGAGGAGUGGGAGACGCUGGAGUACCCCGAAGACAGCGGCGAAGGCGGCGAUCCCGCUGCUGUCCUCCAGUACAACGAAGCGCCUGGGACCAGCUUCGAUUGGACUUCGGCUCAUGAACCAGAACUGGAUGCAAUCAAAGAGUCUGUUCUGUACGUGGACAUAGACAAAACGUGGGUCCCUUUUAUUUUUUCCCUGUCACUGGAAACCUUAAAGUGCUUUAAGGUGAGGAACAACGACAAAAUCUUAAGCAACAGUUACGGCAUAGAGACGAUCCAGGACAUUCUUCCAGACACCAGCCUCGGGGGACCGGCGUUUUUCAAGGUGAUCACCUCCAAAGCCGUCCUGAAGCUGCAGGCUGAGAGCGCAGAAGAAGCAGCAUCGUGGAGGGAGCUGGUCCGAGGGGUGCUCGCCUCCUACCUGGAGGCGGCGGAGGAGGCGCUGACGCUGGGUGGCAGCUUGGACGGCAACUCCCAGGUCCUCCUGAAGAGCAUCGUGAAGGAGAACGGCUUCUUGCUGCAAUACCUGGUGGCCAUCCCUGUGGAGAAGGGCCUGGACUCUCAGAGCUUCAUCUGCGCAGGCUGCUCCAGGCAGAUCGGCUUCUCCUUCGUGAAGCCCAAGCUCUGCGCCUUCUCCGGUCUCUACUACUGCGACAGCUGCCACCGGGACGACGAGACGGUGAUCCCCUCGCGCCUCAUCCACAACUGGGACCUGACCAAGCGAGGGGUCUGCCGGCAGGCACUGAAGUUCCUCACGCAGAUCCGUAACCAGCCACUGAUCGACCUCAAGCUGGUCAACGAGAGCCUCUACGAUCAUGUGGAGAGGAUGAGGAGAAUCCUCCGGAGCAGGGAGCAGCUGAAGCUGCUUGGAGAUUACCUUAUCAUGUGCCGCAGCGGGGCCCUGAAGGAGCUGAGCAAGCGGCUUGAUCACAGGAACUACCUCUUGGAGUGUCCCCACAAGUACAGUGUCACCGAUCUGCAGCAGAUAGCUGACGGCGUCUUCGAGACAUUCCUGCAGUCUCUGAUCCAGUUCGCGUCCCAUCACGUCUACAACUGCGACCUGUGCACCCAGCGAGGCUUCAUCUGCCAGAUCUGCAACCGCAGCAACAUCAUCUUUCCCUUCGAGUUUGACACCACCACCAGGUGCAAUGACUGCAAAACUGUCUUCCACCGGGAGUGCCAGGCCAGUGCCCAGUCCUGCCCGCGCUGCGAGCGCCGCCGGCGAUACCAGCGGGAACAGGAGGUAGACGGUGCGGGGCCAAGCCUCUAGCGCAUGUGGACUGGCCCGAAGACAGCACUUGGCCUCUCCAAGAGUGCCGAGAGUCGGGGGCUGGCGUGCUUGGAGGUGUCGAGCAUGGACCCCAGGAGCUGCCGGUGCUGAGCAAUGAGCCAUGGCUGGGGGCUGCUCCUGCACCCAGGGACCCUGCAGCCUCCAGGGGCCGAGCCAGGGCAGCCAGAGCCGGCCGGGAGCGAGCUGGUGCUGUGUGGGGCCGGGGCCAGCAGCCACCCGCCGCCGAAUCCCCCAGCAGCGCUUCCCCCGGCAAUCGAGAUGCAGCGGCUUUCCCGGGUGCACGUCAGGAUUUCAAAUCAAGGGUGUGGAUAAACUGACAUUGAUUAAAGCUCUAGUUUUUUAGGAUGUUCGGUACAGAAAACCGCUAUUUUUAUAUGUAGGGGUUUUGCACAGAACUCGCUUGCCUGCUUGUGGGGGCACUAACGGCAGCCGCAGCACGGGGUCGGGGGGACGAAGUGACACUUGUGCCUUCAGCGAUCUGAGCGCGUGGGGCAGGCAGAGCAUCGCCUGCGGGGAGAGCCCACGGCACCGCGUGGCCUUCCCCGAGAGGAGAGCCGAGCUGCUCCCCCUGCCUGCUGAUUUUAAUCCUUGGCCAGUUGUGAGGCCACAAAGAACAUUUUAUUUUCGUUUCACCCCGGUGCAAAAAUGAUUAAAGUUUAUUUAACAACAAGUAAA